UUUCCUUUUCGUAUAAUUUUUCCAUAUUAGGUAGAUCUAGAUGGUGCAUGCCGCGUCUCGUGGGCACAAAGUACAAACGACACUUCUGCGCCGCAUGAUUUUCCUGCGAGGCAUCAUGUUGGUAUAAAUAAGCAUCGGCUCCACGACCUAGUACCUCUAGUUUUUGAAGGCUAAAUUCCUUCCGGUGCCACCAUUUAACACUUCGUAGCACGACCUCCGUAUUAUACUAUUGUACAAAAUCGAAAUCGAUUAAAAUUUCGUUUCGAAAUUCAAAUUUCAUCUUCUUUCAAGACCCUUCUUGCGCUUGUUACUCAUAGUCAUAGUCUUUCCGUCAGCUGCCUAGCGGCAAAAGCAGCUUUGUCAAGAUGGGUAUGGGUGGCAGGUCAGCGAUGAAGAAGAAGGAGAGUGGCAUUACCAGCGGUCCGACCAAAAGCCUUUCGGUGACGGAUCUGGACCAGAUCCGCGUUCGGGUGGAGGCAAACCGCCGAGAGAAGGAGGCGCUGGCGGAAGCGCUCAAGGCGGAGCGAGCCAAGGGCCCGAUUCGCCGCGUUCUCGUGACGCUCGGCCUGGAAAAGGGAUGCGUGGAAUGGAUUUCCCGCCCGCAAGCGGACAUCUUCUUUGCCUGCAUGAUUUUGGUGAAUGCAUAUCACAUGUAAUAAAAACGUCCCCACAUCACCAUAGUCAAGAUGGGAAGUCUGCAACACAAAUCCCCAAGUUUCGGGAGUUCUGCAUGACAAGUUUCCAUCUGCAGCGUAGUGCUGGCUAGCAAGGAAAGCCGCACGAGAAAGCCACUUUCUCAUCUUGUUUACAGCAUUACAAAUGCCAGCAAAACACGACUGGAAAUGCCUCUCAUGGAGAUGCGCAUUGCAAAUGUUCCUGUCAUUGCGUAUUUGCAUGACAAUUCUGGGUUUUGGGGGCGUUUUUACACAGGAUAAUGCACUGGUGUUAGCGAUCGAGACAGACAACCGGACCGAGGCGAACGAUAUCAAAUGCAAAAAUGUCUGGGUCUGGAAGAUUGCGAGAUUUGUCAUGCUGAUCUGGCAUGGCCCUUAAAUCUGUGUUGCGUGGUGACAAACAGCCUCUCUCGCCUGUCAUGCAAAAACGCAGUUUCUCAUGCGGGAUACGCAGCACAGAAGCACGAAGCAACUUGUCAUGCUUGGCGGCGCAUUACAGUGCAUUUGUUCCUAUUGACUGACUUGCAUCACAAGUUUCCAGACCCAGACACUUUUGCAUUUCAUAAACGAGGACGACAUCGGCUGGUUCAUUAUGAAAAUGAAAAAUCCCCCCUCCCCAUAUCGAAAGGGAGAUUUGUGUAGCAUGAUUUGUGACCACAAAUCAUGUUGUCAUGCUAGAAGGGAAGAGAUGCGGAUUGUAGUGCUGGCUGGCGUUGGAAAGCCUUGCGCCUUUAGCAUGACAGAAAGCAACUGGAAACGGAAAACAGCAUGACAAAUUGCCUGCAAACGAGGGAGCAGCUGCGUCUCUUGGCCUUCUAGCAAUACAAGUCGAUUUGUGUACUCAAAUACAGCAACACAAAUUUCGUUUUGGAUAUGGGGAGGGGGGAUUUUUCCUCACAAUAUUCAUUUCGGACUCCUUUUUCAACGUGAUAUUUCUUUUCGAGUUAUUCCUGCGCAUUUGCUACGCCCCCUGCGGGUGGUACCGAGACAUCUGGAACUGCUUCGACUUGCUCCUCGUCACGGUCGGGGUUUUGGACACCUGGGUCCUGAGGUUCGCGGCCGCCGACGAAGACAGCGACUUGCGGUCGGUUACGGUCUUGCGGAUCUUCCGAUUGCUCAGGCUUGUGGUAUGAUUUAUGUUUUUUUUUUCAUUAUGAGAAUAACUUCUUUUUGGUACUAUACUACUGGUCCCAUCGCGUAGAAGACAAGCUGUUCAGUUUAUUUUCUUUGCGAGCUCUCUCAUAAUUUUAAUUUCGAGUGGUAGCGCUAUAAAGAAUCUUAUGGUCAUCUCCUUAUCUGAUCUAUCACAGCGCGUCCUGCGGCUGGUUCGCUUGUUCCGUUUCCUGCGGGAGCUCGUCCUGUUAGCCAAGGGAAUUAUCGGCAGUUUCCGGGCGCUGCUUUGGACGGGCGUGUUGCUGGGCGUCGCCCUGUUCAUGUGCGGCAUGUUUCUCACGCGCUUGAUUGGGCAAGACUGUUGCGAGGAGGGGGACACCUUCCAAGACCACGAGGUCAAGAAGUACUUCGGCACUUUGCUCGGGUCGUUCUUCACCCUGUUCCAGAUCAUGACGCUGGAACAGUGGGGCUACAUUGCGCGGCUGGUGAUGAUAGCAAAUGCAAAAAUGUCUGGGUCUGGAAAAGUGUAGACUUGUCAUGCAGAUUUUCCAUGCCCCAUGAGGUCUGGAAUGCGGGGCGUAGCAUGACAGAGUCUGCGAGGUCUCUGUCAUGCCUAUCCUGCAUGAGAAACUCCCUUCCAACUUGGUCAAAAGUGUGCAGCUUUUGGCGCUCAUGCAACACAGAUUUUUGCAUGCUUCAGAUUUACCAUGACAAGUUGCAAUCUUCCAGACCCAGACACUUUUACACUUGAUAGAUGAACGACGCCCCAGCCCUGGGGUUGUUUUUCGUGUGCUUCAUUUUGCUGACCAACAUGGCGAUCUUCAACCUGGUAUGCAAUGCAAAAGCAUCGUACCUACUCGUAUAGAUGCAUAUACAAAUUUCCUCUGCAUGAGAAAUAAAAUUUGUAGUGCGGAUUUAGCUUGACAUGCAUGAUUGCAAUUACUACGAGUACGAUAUUUUUGCACAGCAUACCUGGUUACCGCAAUUAUCGUGGACAACGUGGUCGAGAUUUCCCGCGACAUGGAGGAGGAAGCCAUGAUCAAGAUCGAGGAGGAAAAAAUGCGGAACCUGGACAUGUAUGGAUUGCAAAUAUGUCUGGGUCUGGAAGAGUGGAACUUGUAAUGCUGUCUGCGGAUUCUAAAAAUGUCUGUGUUGCAUGAGCAGCAAGAGAAGUCAGCUCUUGGCACGCAGAAAGGGCAUUUCUCAUGCGUAAUUAGCAUCAAGAAGCUCUCAAAAAAUCUGUGAUGCUAGCACCAGCAUCACAGACCUCACGGGUCAUGCAAAAUGCGCAUGACAAGCCCCGAAUCUUCCAGACCCAGACAUAUUUGCACUCGAUAACAUGGUCCGGAAGCUGUACCACGACACGGAUAAGGACGGAAACGGUACCAUCAACCGGGAGGAGUUAGCCGACGCCCCGGCGGAGUACGUCGCUCAGGCGUUUGGGUCCACGGCGAAACAGGAGGAACUUUUCAACAUCCUGGACGUGGACAACCGCGGCGAAAUCGUGAUCGACGACUUGGUGCGCGCCGCCAUGCAGGUACGCGAGCCGGUGAACUCGACGCAAAUGCUCACCAUCGAAAAGGACGUCGCGCGGGCGCGGUUGGAAAUUGAAACUUUGAAACACGCCCUGAACGUCAACACCAAAGCGGCACAGGCGGCUCAGCACGAAAACUUCGAGAAGUACCUGCGCCGGGUGAUCUCCGACGAGGUCAGGAGAACCAUGGCCAGCGUGCUCGCCGACACGAAGGCGGCGGUGCAGUAUCUGUAGUCGUGGUUUGGUUUGGACAGGAGAGGACCUGGACCUGGACCGACCAUGGAUCUAUCUUCCCCGAAGAUGAUCCCCGCCUUUUUCAUAUCAGAGUCGCCUGUUUAUUUGCGCGAAAUUGAUUCGAAAUUGCAGUCUUUGCUUUUUUUGUAUCAUAUCAGCUGUUUUUUUUUUCUGUAAGUAGUUCAGCAGUUGAAUCCCCAUCCUGUUCUAAAUGUAAAUUUUCAUUUUCCCGAACAUCUUUUCGCUUCAGUGGAUGCGCUACCCAACACUAAUAUCGUGGUUUUCUUUUUGGUUACCCCAUUCCGGAGCACAGUGCUCCAAGGAUUCCGAGAUGAUAGAUCGAGCGAUGCUAAUACUCGCUUCUAUUUUUCGUGCCAAAGUAGAAUAAACAAAAAUAACAAUCGCCAGGCUCCUUCGCUGCAUCCGUCGUGGCU
Amoebophrya sp. A120 is the source of this 3989-nucleotide messenger RNA. Lineage: Eukaryota; Dinophyceae; Syndiniales; Amoebophryaceae. The record is from the annotation of a GenBank genome assembly.